AUGAACACAUUGGACGGAACGAAUUCGAUCAAGGAAAUCGGUCUCCUUCGAAAUCUCGAAUUUCUGAUGAUCGACGAUAUUAGGGAUGUGACGGAUGUGACGGGUCUUUUUCAACUCCAGAAUCUGCGAGUGUUGAUUGUUCCGGCUACACCUUCGUUCGGGUAACAUAUUCGCAACAACAAAUUUGCUGAAUCUGACACUUUUCAGGCCAAAUCUUGAAAACGAGCCGUCCGAUCGUCCGUUCAUUCGCCUAUUCCAAGAGUGUCUCGAGAACGGACUCACAUUGCCCCAACUCCGAUACUUUGAUUGUUCGGAAACGACAAUCGAUGUUCCCUACGAUGAGAUUGUCGGAAAAUUGCCCAAGCUCGAACAUUUUACCUGUAUCGGUAAGUCGAUUUAGUUCGGCUAACGUUGAACUCAGCCAAGUUAUGUUAAGCUAAGUAUUGUCAGCUUGGCGAGACUAACUGUGUCCCAAGUCAACAUUUAAGGUAUGUACGGUAGGAUCGCAUAGAGAAUCAACUAUUGUAGAGUGUAUUAUUUCGGGCCCUCUAGACAAUUUCUACUUUUCAGGAGGCACCUUCGCCGACGUAAGCCUACCGUCUCACCGGAUCGAUACAGUCGCCGGCACAGUCAAGACUCUCGAGCACUAUUCGCAGCAAAAGUGCCACGGAAUGUUGCUGCUCGUGCUUCGCCUCAACCCGAUGAGUCAACUGCAACCGGACAUGCCCGAAUGCUCGCCAGACGAUCUCCGAAAGUUUCGCGACACGCUCCACAAAAUCAUGAAUCGGAAGGGCGCGGGAAUGAAGCUUGCGGCAUUUGUCGGCGCGAACUAUUCGAAACUGUAAGUGUAAGAGCUUCAACUGCGACGAAUCGUUGUCUGAUUUUCAGAUUAAGGGCAAUGAUCGACAGCGACCAGUUCAGCAGAAGCGAAAUCUAUAGAUUUGUCCACUCCGUCCUCCCACUAUUCCGAAAACUGAGACGAUUUCAAUUUCCUCUUCGAAACAAGCUCUACCGCUUCCUGAUGGAGACAGUCACGAUGCCGGGCGUCGACGAAAUCGUGCCCCGUCCGUUCUGCUCAAAAAUCGUCGAGCACGCACUGCACGCGUUAUCCGAACACGCGUUGAGAGAGAGUGCGCUGGCUUGCCUAUUCUAUCACACAAGCGACGCGGAUCUUACACAGCUCAGCAGAGAGGAUGUGAAGAUGGGAUGCAAGUAUUUGGUGGAGAAUAUGUACGCGCAAUUGAGCGAUCCGUCCGAUGAAGUUGCGUAUCACUUCGCCUUCCGAUCCCUGAUGGUGCUCGCCAAGUUGGUCGCGUUGGAGGCGUUCGAGGAGCCGCUCAAUGUGCGCGCAGGAGCAUACUCGCCGCGCAUGAUCUCGUUUAUUGGACAAUUGCUGAAUGGCGACCAGCUCCGACGUUUUCGUCAUAUCGGUGUAAUAGAAGAGGCGAUUCUGUUCGUUUUGCGUCAAAUUGUCGGGAAAGACGAGCAUCCGUCGGGGCUCUAUGAUAAAUCAGUUUUGAACAAUAUCGGGUGAGUUGGAUUGCAUUUUGAUUCCUCUUCAGAUUAAUCUGCUUGUUUUUCAGAUUUUUUAUCCGACAGCGCCUUAGACAAGAUGCAGUCUCGGUGGAUGUCACAGCCACUGCCAUCUCAAUCCUCGCCAAACUCAUCCUCUCGCCGCAGCGAAUCGAAGACGGAAAAGCCGAAUUCUACAGCUGCCUCGUUCUCGAAGCGGUUCAAUGGCUUCUGCCUGCUACGAAAUCGCGAGUAUGCCGGACCGAAUGGCACAAAAUAAGCGAUGAAUGCGAGGCGGCUCCAUUCAUGGGAACAGUGGCGGAGCACGUGUACACGGUUCGCGAGUAUGUUCGGAGCACAAAAGACGCUCCGCUCUACGUGCAACAUGUCGGAAUGCGUGAAGUGGUGAGGAAGUUGUCGAGUGGAAGAUGGAACGACGAACCGGUCGAUGGAUGGAUUGUGGAAAUGGCGAUCGGUAUUCGGAGAAGGACGGAGCCGGGAUAUGCGAGGGCCGAGAAGCGGAAAGCUGAGCGAGCGGAAGAGCCGGACGAUGAGACGGAGAUAAAAGCGAAGAAGGAGAAGCCGGAGCUGGAACAGAACCAGGAUUCAUAG
This is a messenger RNA of Caenorhabditis sp. 36 PRJEB53466, 2124 nucleotides long. The record is from the annotation of a GenBank genome assembly. Lineage: Eukaryota; Metazoa; Nematoda; Chromadorea; Rhabditida; Rhabditidae.